UUGAACAUUACUGAUUGAACAUGACAGUACACAUUUAUUGGAUACAGGUGGGCGAUAAGAAGAAUGGGGACUUUUUUGGACAGCUUUUUUCUGACGUACCUUAUACCAUAGACGAGUUUGGCUUAAGUUUGCUUGAUCUUGUUCCGCCCUGCCCGGCUCGUUUAUUCUGAGGUGGAAUUGUGUGCUGUGGUGAGAUAGAAGGCCAUCAUGAUGCGAUGUUACUUUCCCGUCUUGCUGGUUUGUGGCUGGCAGCUUGCUGCCGCUGUGCUGGAUUUGCAUACUUCACCGAACGAGAUCCAGCCUUGCACAGAUUUACAAGUGACUAUCGCUUGCAGUUUCUUUGACCACAACUCCACCGAGUAUUCGCGCCUCGUUUCGAUGACCAUCUCCCAACUGGGCCAGACGUCUUCUGCCGUUGACCUCGCCUCUGUGGACAGUUUCUCCGGUAGUCAAGUCCACACUCGUGACGUUCCAGGGGUCAGUGUGACAGGAAACAUCACUUCAACUGCUACUGAGGGUCAUCUAGUUCUGAAUUAUCCUGUGCUACACCUUGGAGAAGGCGGCCAUUUUGUUUGUGAAUCCACCAGUAUAGACUAUUUUGGACACGCCCACCAGGAGACAGCCACAGCAACAGUAGAGCAGAUCACUCCAGACGAAAAUCCCGGCAACACCAUUUCUACAAUAAUAUUGUCAGAGUUUAAAAGACUUUUGGAGAAAAGAGAUUACCUGACCCCAGGCUAUUACUCUUAUGAUGAAAAUGAAGUUGCCGCAUCAGGUACACACGAAGGGCACACAUAUCUUGCAUCGAAAGAAGCCCUAUCUUACGAGAUUGCUUGGUUAAAAUGCGCACAGAAAGGCGGUUAUCUGGCUGAGAUAAAUACACAGGAAGAGUAUAAUUUUGUCACGGGGUUCCUGAAAAAUGCAACCCAGGACCACCUACCACAUGGUCUGAGAUAUUUCAUAACAGGAGGAAUUGUGAAUGGCACCACUUUUCAUUUCAGAAGACACCCCGAAGACCCCAUGUAUAUUGUCUGGGCAUAUUAUGAGCCGGGCUAUAAUGACACACCCUGUUUGAGUUUGGACAAAGAAAAUUUUAAAUUCGCAGACACAGUUUGUGCUAAUACGGAUGUGUCGUCCCUGUGUGAACUGCCCUACUCUAUGUAGAAUAGAACACCAGGUGAAAAUUAAAUAGUCAAAGGAAAUAUCCGUAACAGCGUUUAGUACUUUAACCUGCCUACAAGUUACAAAAUUCUCUUAUUUCUGAACAACAUCCCAGCUUAAUAGAUACCAGAUUCAUGGACAGCUCCCAUUUACUUGAAGGCACAUAAUACCCAAACGAUUUGAUACACCCGAGAGAUGUGUAAUUUAUUUUAGAUAACUGAAAAUGUUUCCUCUAGAUUUAAGAUUUCUAAAUAAUUUGAAACUUCUCUGAGUGACUAUUUCGUUUCUAGCAUUUUUUGAUAGUAUCUAUUUUUGCUGUUACAUGAUUUUCUACAUAUAUUAAAUGCCAGUUGAAAGCUGUGUUGAUUUAUAAAAUUGUUACACAAGAAGGAGUCAUGACGAUGAUGGGGUAGAAGAAUACGAUGACGUAGAUGAUGAUUGUGAUAACGAUAAUGAUGAG
This is a messenger RNA of Aplysia californica (California sea hare), 1621 nucleotides long. RefSeq lists its product as uncharacterized. The record is from RefSeq and is a predicted model, not a curated record. NCBI's taxonomy places the organism in Eukaryota, Metazoa, Mollusca, Gastropoda, Aplysiida, Aplysiidae. The transcript has 2 exons. Bases 208 to 1164 code for a protein of 318 amino acids.